Physeter macrocephalus (sperm whale) is the source of this 876-nucleotide messenger RNA. It is a transcript of the gene TEN1, whose product is annotated as TEN1 subunit of CST complex. The transcript has 4 exons. Gene Ontology annotation, cellular component: CST complex. Gene Ontology annotation, molecular function: telomerase inhibitor activity; single-stranded DNA binding; telomeric repeat DNA binding. The record is from RefSeq and is a predicted model, not a curated record. Gene Ontology annotation, biological process: negative regulation of telomere maintenance via telomerase. Bases 234 to 605 code for a protein of 123 amino acids. NCBI's taxonomy places the organism in Eukaryota, Metazoa, Chordata, Mammalia, Artiodactyla, Physeteridae.
GGAGACUCAAGGCUUGGGGCGGGAAACUCACGUGCUUUUCGGAGUUGCUGGGGAGGUCGUAGGGAUUCCCAAAACCUUCCAAGAUUGGAGAAAAAAAGGACGGGAACAAGGGUCGCACCGGGGAGAGGCUCCAACCAUCGUUUGUUAAGAUAACGGCAUCUUUGCUGCCAGGGGCGUGGGCCGCGGGGAGCUGAGUGUGGAAUUGGGGGCGCCCCCCCCGUUUAUGGGGAGCAAUGAUGCUGCCCAAACCUGGGAUCUAUUACUUCCCCUGGGAGGUCAGUGCCGGCCAAGUUCCUGAUGGGGACACACUGAGAACGUUCGGCAGGUUGUACAGCUACGACAUGACGAAGUCCCGAGUGACCCUGAUGGCUCAGCACAGAUCUGACCAGCACCCGGUCCUUGUCUGUACCAAGUUGGUGGAACCGUUCCAAGCCCAGGUGGGCUCCCUCUACAUGGUCCUUGGGGAGCUGGAGCACCAGAAGGAUGGAGGCUGCGUGGUGAAGGCCCGGGUGCUGACUUGUGUGGAAGGAAUGAAUCUCCCCUUGUUAGAACAAGCCAUCCGGGAGCAGAGGCUGUACCAGCGAGAGAGGGACAGCAGCCAGUAGAGAGCAAAGCGGCAGCUCCUGGCAAACCGCCCCCUCCCCACCCCACCCCCACUCCCCCCGCCCCCGCGCUGGAGCUGCUGCCGACAAGAUGCAGGAGCUUCCUGGAGAGAAGAGGGGAGGGGUUGUUCAUCGGGAUUGCCCCAGAAAUGGGAGCCUAGAUAUCAGAGGCCGGGCUCUGGGGCCCUGGGGGCUCGGUCCCGUGUCGGUCCUGGAGGGUUGCAGAAGGUCCUCGUGAAUAAAGCCAUGUGGUGUGACGGAGCAGUGCAUGCAC